This is a messenger RNA of Pogonomyrmex barbatus (red harvester ant), 4906 nucleotides long. It is a transcript of the gene G9a, whose product is annotated as histone-lysine N-methyltransferase G9a. Gene Ontology annotation, molecular function: histone H3K9 methyltransferase activity; p53 binding; zinc ion binding. Lineage: Eukaryota; Metazoa; Arthropoda; Insecta; Hymenoptera; Formicidae. Gene Ontology annotation, cellular component: nucleus; chromatin. The record is from RefSeq and is a predicted model, not a curated record. Gene Ontology annotation, biological process: peptidyl-lysine dimethylation; negative regulation of transcription by RNA polymerase II.
CCGUGCGAUGCGAGUCGAGAGCUGAAAGUAGUUAGAGGUGUCUAGAAUUAGUCGACGACGGAAAGGAGACACACGCGUGCAAGCCAUUCGCCUUUCUGCAGCGCGGAGAGUGAGCGAGAGAAAGGAAGAAGAAAAGGCGAGAGAAAGAGAGAGAGAGAGUGUGUAUGUGAGAGAGAGAGAGAGAGAGAGGCGUCCCGCCAUCGGUGGCGGAGGAGGAUCGACGGGUCCGCGUCGUCGAUAAGCGUUGCCGAUAAGCGCGUCGUUGGGGUGAGAUCGAUCGCCGCGCCGGAAAGCGGCGCGUUAGCAUCGGGGCAGGUAGAUAAGACGAAGGGAAGGAAGAAAAGAACAGGUAGAAAAAAGUUGUACCGGAAGAGAGACGGAUUUCCGCGCGAGAUACGCGAAGAGGAAUUGGAGAGAGAAAGGAUAACUGAAAGGACACGCGCCAAGAAGAGGGAGGAAAUGCACCGGUAGUCGGGAUCGCUGAGACGAGAUACGUCUGCGGAGAUGCGCGUUGUUCCUGGUCGCAGCAGAUUUGCUGCUCGUGGUAGCUAGCCGUGUGCACAGGCAUGGCCGACGUAGCGUCGCCCGAGGGCGACAAUGGGCUCGUCGCCGCGACGCCCGAGGGUUGCCGGGCGCCGCCGGUGACGGAGACCGAGAGCGACAAUUGUGGGGAAGGAGAUAUGUCCGCUGCCGCCACCGUCGAUAACAAAGUUGUCGACGACAAGGUCAGUAUCCACGAGAUCCUCGAAGGGAUGACGAACGAGUUUAAUAAGGGUGUGAGCCCGACGAAGCAUAACGACAGUGAUAAAGUGACAACGGAAGAGGUGACGACACUGUCUUUGCCACCAAAGGUUGUUGAUGAAGUGUUCAAGGGAGAAAGAGAGUCUGAUGUUGCCAGUGAAGAGGCUGUUGUGAAUUCAGUGAAUAUCAUUCAGACUCCGGAGGAAAAUCAUAAGAAUGAGGAGGAAAAUUCGAUGACAGCAGGAAAGCAAGAGAUUGUCAAGAAGGAUAACAAUAUACCUAGGAUUGUUCUGACAUUCAGGACCAUAGAUGAGAAUACGGAUCAUGGUAAGAAGACUAAAAUAUCCAGUUGUUCCUCUAAUCUCACUCUUGUUCCUGAUGAGUUGGCCAACUGUGAUCAAAUCGGUGGUGUCUCAGUAAAGAUAGAGAAUUCUGAUGAGAAUUCUGAUGUAGUAGAGGAAUCUCAAGCUGAGGAGUCUCAAGCAGAAGAGUCUCAAACAGAAGAGCCUCAAUUGGAAAAAAAAGACCUUCAAAUAGAAGAGACAAAGAAGAAGGAAUCUACAAAAGUAGCCGAGCCAAAGAUCAUGGAUGAAGAUAAAGUGGAAACUACAGAGGAGAAACAUAAUAAUGAUGUACAGCAUCCAAUUCAAAAAAAACCUGAGAUCACAAAGAAUAAUGCUGAAAAUAGUAAUGUUAAGGCGAUGUUCACAGAAGGUACUCAGCAACAAGAAAAUACUGCACCAGUUACCAGAAAGAGAAGGAUUGGACGACCUAGAUUACGAGCGCUUAGCGAUUCAGUCCCUCAAGAUGAAGAAUCCCCUGGCCCAAAGCGUUCAGCUAGGAGAUUAUGUAAAGAGUCUGUAAAGAGCACUGUACUGGAAAGCGCCAUGGCACGAAAGGAGAAAUCCAAUUACACUGAGGAGUUGCAUAUGCAAAUUAAAAAGAGGAAGUACAAUAAGCCGGGUCGGCCCAAGAAGAUCAUUCCGGGCAAGGAUCAGACGAAGCAAUCACAAACGAAGAUCUCUGAUUCCCGAGAGAUGGAGACAUCGCUAGCGUCUGACAGCAAUAUUAAUACGGCUGAAAAUGCAAUGUUAGAUUCUUCGCGCAAGACUUCAAUAUCGGAAAACAGUAUAAAUGACACUGUUUUGGAAGAUUCACAAUCAUUCUUGUCUGACUUUGAAGGAAUGCCAAAGUUGUCACCGAUGACGAGAAGUUCGGAAUCACAGACUAAAAUGAACAACUCUAUCAGUAGUCCUAGCAGCGACGACAUACCUUUGGCGGAUAUCCAGAAGCCUUUUUUGAAACCUGCUACUCAAUCUGCUAUCAGGCCCAAAAGAGAAAGGGGACGUCCUCGUGGAAGCACCCAAGCGGCGCGAAAAAUAGCGAAGGCGGAUCUAUAUGAAGAUGGUUCUCCGUCCGUUGCGGAAACAGGAAAGAAUAAUGAUUAUCCUGAAGAGAUGCCAGCCAAACGAACUCGCCGAAGUAUGGUGCCGAGCCCAAGCCCUGCGGAAGGACAGGCAUCGAAGCCAGAAUCAACAGCGAUUAUGAGCGAAACGUACGUGCAAUCCAUGCUAUGCUUAUGCCAAGUACGAUCUCAAUUAUACGUGACGAUAACUGGUUCUGGCGGACCACUUUAUUGUACUGCUAUUGAUUCAAUUGACAAUCGUGUGGUAGGCUGUUGCAACGAAGUAGAUACCAAUGAUGUGGCGAUGCGACGACCAAGUACUCGUGUACCUUUCAUCAUUCUUUGCCGUAUGCAUAAGGAACGGUUGCUACGUCACAAUUGCUGUCCUUCCUGCGGCAUGUUCUGCUCACAAGGCAGGUUUGUUCAGUGUACCAAUGGCCAUCAGUAUCAUCGCGAAUGCGAGAUCUAUCCGAACAAGAAAGGUGUCUGUCCACACUGUGGCAGUGAAACUGCAGCCUAUGAUGUGCUGGUGACAAUGAAUGGUAUGCGGCGACCAGUUUUCAUUCCUACGCGUAAAAAAUUCUCCAAAUUGCCGUCUGCAAAGAUGAGUCUGCCUGGAAAAGGUGAUAAUACAAAGUUGGCCGAGAGUCCGCCUAGCCCGUUAAUUAAACCUGAUAUUAUCAAAAUACCUGAACCGUCGAUUAAUACUGAAAGGCCAGAACGUUAUACCAUUAUGAGUCUUUAUACAUCCGUAAAAAAUGGAGAUUUGGAAAAGUUGGUGAAUGUAUUAGCGUGUGGCUAUAAUGCAAAUCACACAUUCCGGGAUUACGCUCACCGAACCGGUCUGCACAUAGCGGCGGAUAAAGGCCAUUUAUCUUGUGUACAUGUUCUGGUUCAAGCUGAUGCUCAAGUAGAUGUAAUGGAUAGGAAUCAAUUAACGCCACUAAUGCUAGCCGCAAGUAAGGGUAAUGCCGCUGUGGUAAAAUACCUAGUCAGGAUAGGCGCCGACGUGACACUGAAGGGUGAAGAUGGUAUGACUGCCCUGCACAUGGCGGCCAAGUUUGGUCAUCUAGAAGUCUGCAAAAUUAUUUUGACUGAAUGUAAAGUGCCAAGAACAUUAGUAGAUUCUGUGGACGAUGGCGGCUGGACAAGCUUAAUUUGGGCAUGCGAAUUUCGUCAUACGGAUGUCGCACGAUAUUUAUUAGAUAAGAAAUGUGAUCCGCUUAUUCGAGAUGCCGAGCAAAAUAUAGCGUUGCAUUGGAGCGCUUUCAGCGGUAGUUCCGAGAUCACGGAGAUGCUCCUCAAUGAGGGAUGUGAUGUAAAUGCUGUCAACGUUCAUGGUGAUACUCCCUUACAUAUAGCAGCUAGACAGGAUCAAUAUGCGGUCAGUGUUUUGCUGCUGGCGCGUGGUGCUAAAAUAGGAGAGGUAAAUGCUGCCGGCGAAACUGCGGUAAAUUGUUGCGCCUCAGAUGGUGAUACUAUGGCUGCCUUGAGACUGAAUGCGAAAGUUAAUGAACUUUCUGAACAUAUGUGGGAAAAGACGGUUAAAAUAUUAACGAAGUAAUUAUGGAAUAUAUUAAGUAUAACACACACACACACACACACACACACACACACACACACACACACUAAUUUUCUUUAUGUAACGGAAAAUUGCUUUACAAGCAACAUUAAUGUCGACCGUACGAUUACAUCGCUACAAUCUUGUCGAUGUGAAGAUAAUUGCAGUUCCGAAAAAUGCUUAUGUGGAAAUAUAAGUCUGCGAUGUUGGUAUGAUGAGGAAGGAAAGCUUAUACCAGAAUUCAAUUAUGCAGAUCCACCAAUGUUGUUUGAGUGUAACCCAGCCUGUGAUUGUAACCGUAUUACGUGUAACAAUCGAGUAAUCCAGCACGGUUUGACACAGCGGUUCCAAUUGUUUCGUACAGAAGGCAAAGGCUGGGGUCUCCGAACACUUCGACAUAUUCCUAAAGGCACCUAUGUUUGCGAAUAUGUUGGCGAGAUAAUCUCGGAUUCCGAAGCUGACCAUCGGGAAGAUGAUUCCUAUUUGUUCGAUUUGGACAAUAGAGAUGGAGAAACAUACUGUAUAGAUGCGAGACGUUAUGGAAAUCUUGCUCGGUUCAUUAAUCAUUCAUGUGCGCCGAAUCUGUUGCCAGUACGAGUGUUCGUCGAACAUCAGGAUUUACAUUUUCCAAGGAUAGCAUUCUUCGCUAAUCGCGACAUCGAGGCAGAUGAAGAGCUCGGCUUUGAUUACGGCGAGAAAUUCUGGAUAAUAAAGUGCAAGUCCUUCACAUGUACCUGCGGUGCCGAAAACUGCCGUUACUCUGAGAAGACUAUACAAGUUACAUUGGAUAAUUAUCGGAGAAGGAUACAGCAGGAGGAAAUGCUGGCAGCUCAAACCUCUUCGUAACCCUAAUGCGAUUUAGCUUAAUUCCUUAGGUGUUUACGAUUUUUCGCGGACGGACACAAUAACGAUGAUAACAAUGAUGGCGAUUUUACGAUUUGUCUUGUCAGUUAUGUCAUUUUUUUGUGUCAGUUCGCCGCGAAUUGAUUGCCGCAACGCGCGCGGGAUCGUAAAAGUACAAAUGCAAAACGGUGGUGGGAUGAUAAGCGUAAGAUUGGGGUCUUUCAUGAUGUUUCUUCGUGUUAUAAUAUAUUAGUUGAUUUUGAAACGGUUACGUUCGGGCAUGUUAUUGUUUUGCUGAACAACGAACGCUCGUCCGUGCGAGGUGAAAUUGACAGCCGGUCUAUCAAGUAUAAUUC